AUGUGCACUGAGGACAGCUUCACCCGUGCUGGAUUUGGUGCCAGCACAAGUUUUGGCUCAAAAGGGUUUGGAUCCAAUUCCGGAUUCGGAGCCGGAGGAUUCGGAUCUGGAGGUUUUGGUGGAGAAGGAUCUAGCAGCGGAUUUGCAAGUGGUGGCUUUGGUGACGCAGGAUCAAGAGCGGAAAAUCCAGAAAACAAGGACUCAAACGAGAAACAAGAACUCGGUAGUGCUACUUUUGGUGGAGAGGCUCGCGCAGUUGAUGAUAGAGCUGAUGAGCAAAAGAACUCCGACGAUGACGGCUCGUGGUAA
Ostertagia ostertagi is the source of this 309-nucleotide messenger RNA. Lineage: Eukaryota; Metazoa; Nematoda; Chromadorea; Rhabditida; Trichostrongylidae. The record is from the annotation of a GenBank genome assembly.